AUGAGUACACAACGAUAUAAAAAAUAAUAUAGAUACAUAUGAACAUACCUCGCUGACUGACCGUUCUUUUUGAGGUAAAAAUGAGUAAUAAAGGACUUAUUAAACGUAAGUUUCUUUUGUACAGCUUCUUGCAAAUGUCAUUCAUUGUCAUGAUCUGCUCUGUUAGCUGGGCUUAAUUACUUAUAUCAUUCACCUGCCAUUCCCGCCCGGCCAUCUAAUUACUUCUCAUCUCAUCCUCCUGCGGUCGGAGCUUUAUAUUCUGUCCAGCUCAACUACAGAGAUCAGAUCAUUAUUUUGUUUCUCUGUUCGUUUUCUGUUUGGUUUGUUAGUUGUUGUUUUUUUAGUUCUUUUCAUGGUUCCUGUCGACCAGUAGAAAGAGAUGGUUUUGGGUCUGUCUCGUCUCCUGAUCGUGUCCUGAUCCUGGUUGGACAUCUUUUCUCUGUUUCCUCUCAACCACUGAGUCUGCCCGUCUGCAUACGAGACUGCUUGAUUUCAUCUGUGCGUGUCGUUUUGGGCACACUUCUGAACUCUGUUGGACUCUGAACCUGCCUGGGAGCCCUAAGGAUUCCUGGAAUCCUGGAUCCAAUUGUUCCUGCCUGAUCUGUCUUCCCCUGAUUUGGAUCGGCUUCCUGCAAGCUCUCUGAGGCUGCAGCAUCGGGACACUCUGCCUGACGCACACUGCGUUGGUUGGAAGCCCAUCGGCUCCAUGCACCUCUCAUGGACUGGUGACGGUGCUGGGCUGGACUAUCAAACCAGAAAGGAGAUGCUGACAGGACAGAGGCUCUGCCAUUCAAAGUCCCACCAGGACUCGGUUCUCUCUGCCCUCAACCAGCAGAGGAAGGAUGGUCAGCUGUGCGACGUCACCCUGGUCGCCGGCGAGCAGAAGUUCCACGCCCACAAGGCCGUCCUGGCAGCAUGCAGCGACUACUUCAGGGCCAUGUUCAGUCUAUGUAUGGUGGAGAGCGAGGCAGAUGAAGUAACCCUGCAAGGAGUGACCAGCGUUGGACUGAAGCACGCUUUAGAUUUCGCCUACACCGGACAGAUUCUGCUGGAGCCGGCUGUCAUCCAGGAUGUCCUGUCUGCGGGCAGUCACCUUCAGCUGCUGGAGCUCCUCAGCCUCUGCUCAAGCUACCUCAUCCAGGAGCUAAGCAGUGUGAACUACCUGGAGCUGUACCGUGUGGCCGACCUCUUCCAUCUCCCUGCCUUGGAGGAGGCUGUGGUGGCUUUCCUGGUGGAACAUCUGUCUGAGCUGAGCCAGAGCCGACAAGACGAAGCCCUGCAGCUGCCCUACCGCCUCCUCAGGGAGGUGCUGAAAAGUGACCGCCUCACCUCUCUGAGCGAGGAGGAGAUAUGGAAGUUGGUCGUUCUCUGGCUGGAACACGACUAUCGCUGCCAGUACGCUGAGGAUCUCCUGCAGCUCGUCCGCUUCGGUCUGAUGGAUGUCCCCUGCUUGCACCACCUGGCCCACACCUCCCCUCUACUCCAGUCCUGCCCCACUGCCGCCGCCCUGUUGGAGGAAGCCCUGGACUACAACCACGCCACCUUCUCUCAGCCGCUCCGCCAGUCAGCCAUCACCAGGCCUCGCUUCCAGUCCCUUACCCUCUAUAUAGUCGGGGGAAGAAAGCGGGAGGUGAGCAGAGUUAGGGAGCUGCGCUACUUCAACCCGUCGGCGCAGGAUCACGUACGGGUGGGAAGAGGGUCGAACUGGAGCGAGAUGGCGCCCAUGCCCACGGGGCGCAGCCAUCACUGCGUGGCUGUGAUGGGGAACUUUCUGUUUGUUGUGGGCGGAGAGGUGGAGCACGCUACUGGGAGGACGUGCGCAGUGAGGACCGCAUGUAGAUACGACCCCAGGAGCAACAGGUGGAUUGAGAUAGCUCCCAUGAAGGCGUGCAGGGAACACUUUGUACUGGGAGCUCUGGGUCAGUACCUGUACGCUGUGGGGGGCAGGAACGAGCUGAGGCAGGUGCUUCCCUCUGUGGAACGCUACUGUCCCAAGAGGAACAAGUGGAUGUUUGUGCAGCCCUUCGACCGCUCACUGUCCUGCCACGCCGGCUGCGUAGCUGAUGAUCUGCUCUGGGUCUCAGGCGGCGUUACGAACACAGCCCAGUACCAGAACCGGCUCAUGGUUUACGACCCGGAGCAGGACCAGUGGCUGGCCCGCAGCCCCAUGCUGCAGAGGCGCGUGUACCACGUCAUGGCCGCCGUGAGGAGGCGGCUCUACGUGCUCGGCGGGAACGACCUGGAUUACAACAACGACCGCAUCCUGGUCCGUCACAUCGACUCCUACGACAUGGACCUGGACCAGUGGACGCGCUGCUCCUUCAGCCUGCUCACAGGUCAAAAUGAGUCUGGAGUAGCCGUCCAUGAUGACAGGAUUUAUGUGGUGGGAGGAUACUCCAUUUGGACCAACGAGCCUUUGGCAUGCAUUCAGGUGCUGGAUCUGAGCACAGAGGGGAAGGAGGAGGUUUUCUACGGACCAACGCUGCCUUUCGCCUCAAACGGCAUCGCCACCUGUUUCCUCCCCGCUCCUUAUUUCGCCUGCCCAAACCUCCAGACGCUACAAGUACCCCAUCACAGGAUCGGCGCCGUGUGACACAACCAGACCACGGAUCCGCUCCCAGUCAGCACUUUGGAACAAGACUGAAACAGGGGAGCCAUGUUGUUAUUGAAGCUGUUACAAACUGCUGUCCAGCCGGUCCCUCCUGUAUUCUCCCACAGACUAAGGCGCUAGCUAUCACUCAGAGUCACAGCGUUUAGUUAGGAUCUACAGAAGGAAGACCCGUCGGGUAAACAGAGCUUUAAGGUCGUUUUCUCCCCCAGCAAAAAAACUAAAACAUGGACAUCAUCAUUCUCAUCUAUUCCUGUAAGGUUUUAUAACUGUGAACUCUAAAGACAGAGAGGAUGCUUUUUUUUUUUUUAACGCUCCAAAUGUGAAUUUGAAGAACAAUUCACCUGCAAAAGCAGCGGUACACAUGAGACAGUGUGAAAGCUGCGGUGCUGUUUGGGAGGGGUUUUAUUUUAUGCUCAGGACCCCCCCACUAAGACUUUAUGUGUUUUAAAGGAAUGUCUGGACAUACAGUCCUGAAUCCUCACUCAUCGGCAUCAUCAACUGUAAUAAAUACGCUUUUAUCAAACGAGGAAAAAAUUAAUAAAAUGAUCCGAUGCCUGAACUUCCUUCAUUUAUCCAAAACAACACAUCUGCAAGAAUCAAUGGAGAAAAAAAAUCAAUAAAGAUGCUUUCAGAGUAAAAAAAAAAAAAGAUGGGCGGUUUUUAAUUAUCCGAUGCAGACAUUGAAGUAUCUCCCGGUUUCUGCAGGGAAUCUCUGACCCGCGCCGCAUCGCGGGACAAAAGCCGCUCUGCCGUCAGACGAGGCUGUAAAAUGACUAGCAAUGACAGAAAAUGGGACUUGGUGAUUGCGGAUGACAGGAGUGAGACUUCCUGUGAUUAGAUGCAAACCAAAGUCAGAUUGCGAGAGAUUGCUGCAACUUAGAGAGGCGAGAAAUGGAGGAUUGGAACAAACAGUUCUUCUAUUCUUUCCCUUUUUCUUUUUUCCUUUUAGAAAGUCCUGAACUAUUUGGGCUUACCCAUGGCUGUCAUUAGAUCUGUGAAGCAGAGUAAGAGAGAGGAAAGGACUCUUCCAAAGGAAAAAAAA
Cyprinodon tularosa is the source of this 3653-nucleotide messenger RNA. RefSeq names its product kelch-like family member 32 (gene klhl32). The record is from RefSeq and is a predicted model, not a curated record. Bases 707 to 2593 code for a protein of 628 amino acids. Lineage: Eukaryota; Metazoa; Chordata; Actinopteri; Cyprinodontiformes; Cyprinodontidae. Gene Ontology annotation, molecular function: protein binding. The transcript has 10 exons.